Messenger RNA from Eurytemora carolleeae, 2186 nucleotides. Its product is annotated as pancreatic triacylglycerol lipase. The record is from RefSeq and is a predicted model, not a curated record. Gene Ontology annotation, molecular function: protein binding; triacylglycerol lipase activity. Bases 441 to 2186 code for a protein of 581 amino acids. The transcript is spliced from 18 exons. NCBI's taxonomy places the organism in Eukaryota, Metazoa, Arthropoda, Copepoda, Calanoida, Temoridae. Gene Ontology annotation, biological process: lipid metabolic process.
AGUCAGUCUAACUCCGUCCGUUGAUAUCUCCGGGUGCUCUCCACCCUACCCUCCCCCUCCAUACCACACCAGUCAUACCACUUCCUCUUUUCUCUACAGUCAUACACCGACCAUUACUCUGAUGAUGAGAAUGUAUUCUUAAAUCCAUCCUCUAUAGGCUGGAAAGAUCGAGCCUGUCCUGGUCAGACUGAAACGGUGAAUUUAGCUCCGUGCUUGAAAUUAUCUCUUUGUGGUGCGUAUUUAAAGUAUGUGAUUGGAGCUAAAUAUAAGAUUGAAUUCAUUGGUUGGAAUCUUACGGUUUAACUGGGGUCAGAUAUAUUGCAGAAAUAUUCCUAGAAACCCUGAGACUUUUUCAGUGGUGACACAAAUCCUGCUCAGGGUACUACUUACAAGAGAGAUAUCGUCCUUCUCCGGUAGUGAACAGUAUGUGUCAGUGAAAAAUGAGAGUUUACAUCUUUUGUCUCCUUCUCUCACUAACCCUUCCGUCCUCUCCCCUAAUAUUUUUCAAAGGUUGGGGAUGGAAGGGAGGAGAAAAAUCACGUUCAGGAAAACAACUUGAACCCCUGGAUUCAUACAACUCUCAGGAGAGGAAGAUUAAGAUUUCGAACCUAUCUUUUCAGCAGAUCAUGGAGUUCAAGCAACUCGGGAAAUACCAGUUAGAACAGAUACGGAGUCAACUGGAUACUGAGUUCUGGAAGAAGAAUACUGAUAUGAAUAUAAAGUAUCAGCUGCAGAAGUUUGGAAUACUCAGAUCUGAUAAAACUGACAGAUCUGACAACAACACAAGAUGCUAUCACGAGAUUGGUUGUAUUGAAAUAUCAGAAAGAUGGUAUGGUUUGACACGACCCGUGAACCUCCUCCCUCUUGAUAGAGAAGUGAUAAAUACUCAGUUUAUUCUCAGGACUCAGGAUAAUCUCCAGGAACGGAUCAUAAAUGUCUCCGAUCCCAAAUCUCUGACCGAAGCUGGGAUGAAUGGGUCCAAACCACUGAAACUUAUAAUUCAUGGUUUUAUUGAUACAGGAUUUGAAGUCUGGGUAAAGGAUUUGUCGGAGGCCUUGUUAGGUUUGGAUGAAUAUACUCAUUCCUACUGUCAAAGAGAGAUGGGGGGUAGAAGGGAUUUUUUACCCCUGUACAGCCAAGCAGCAGCUAACACUAGGGUUGUCGGUCUGGAGGUGGCAUUCUUCAUAAACAAACUAAUUGAGGAUCAUGGAUUAACAGCCGAGAAUGUUCACAUAAUCGGGCAUUCUUUGGGAGCUCAUAUAGCAGGAUAUGCUGGAGAACAGGUUCAGGGGAUGGGACGGAUAUCAGGUCUGGAUCCUGCUGAACCCUUGUUCCAAGGUAUGCCUGAAUUUGUAAUCCUUGAUCCAUCAGAUGCUCUUUUCGUUGACGUUAUUCACACUGAUGCCAAAAGCAUCAUUAUGGGAGGGUACGGGAUGAAGCAGGCGGUUGGAGACAUAGAUUUCUAUCCUAACGGAGGAGAGUUUCAACCUGGAUGCUCCAUCCUCUCCUUUCCUAUGCUCUCCUCCAUAACAGUUGAAGAUAUGGAUCUUCCAACCCCGGAGAGCGUGAGCAGACAUCUUGUAGCCUGUGCGCACAACAGAGCUGUCCAGCUGUAUAUUGACUCUAUACGGAGAGGAAGAACCUGCACUAUGAUAGGACAUCUGUGUAGUUCCUAUGAAGAGUACCAGGACGGGAAUUGUUUACAAUGUGGAGAGGACGGAGAGCGUUGCUCCGUUCUUGGAUAUCAUUCGAGUAAACAUAGUGCCUGGAAAAAGGGAGAUGCAAGAACAAUGUACCUGGAUACAGCAGGGACAUCACCCUUCUGUAGACACAAUUAUGUGCUUGAGUUAGAGCUGGGAAGAUCUCGGGAUAUAGAGGAUUGGGUGCAGGGUGAGCUUAUUAUUAACCUGUACGGAGAUAGAGGAGAGAUAAUUAAACACAGACUAACUCCAGAAGAGGAGUCAAUACAAUUUUUCCACGGAAAGAAAAAAGAAUUUAAACUUUCUCUUCAGAAGAACAUUGGAGUGGUUUCUAUAGCUGAGGUGUAUUGGGAGUAUGAUCAUGAAAUUGAUCCGUUUGAUCUUGGGAAAAUGUGUUUCAUGUUUUGUUCUGAUAAACUUUUCUUAGAGAAUAUUGCAAUUACCUCUAAUGGAAUGCUGCAGAUAUUUAGUUUUUUAAUUAAAUAA